AUGCUGCUGUGGGCCAACAGGAGAGGGAAGGCUGGGUGGGGGCAGAACAGAAGGGAGAGGACAGCAGGGCGCACACUCGCCCAACACCUGCACCUGGUCCCUUGAUUCACACUCCAACAACUCCCUUUCAAGGAUCAAUGGACCAAGCUCUUGCUCGCAUCACGGUGAUGGUUGCUGCCAUCCAGGCUUAAACUUUUUUUGGAAAGAGUGGAACAAGCUUUCAGGGAUCAGCUGUCUUUUUUUUUUUUUUUUUCUUCUUUUUUUUUUGUAAUGUUGAAUGGAAGAAACGCCGUCGGUUAACAGCGACUGAUUAGGCAGCUUUUUUCCCUGUCUUUCCCAAGGGGAAUUUGCAAACCUAUCGGAUUGUUUUAUGCCUGCGCAGCGCGGCUGAGAGGAGAUUUUCCAGCCCAGCUCCGAGGCACAAAACGCGGGGAAUGCAGCGGUAACAUCCCGCAACUUUUUGGAUCUCAGAUCUCGUCGCGGUUAUCGAGAAAGUCAGCAAGCAAAAGAUUUAGAUCUCUGGGGGCUACCUGCAUGACCGUUACCAUGACAGCAUCUGGAGCCCAACUCCUCCUGUUGGCCUUAUGUGUUUACAGAGUCUCAGGCCUGCAGCAGUCUUCUCCGCGGGUUCGCCUCUCCUUCAAAGAACUGAUGGACACGAGGGCAGCGCGGCCCUUCAGUUUCUCCUUCAACACCAGCGACUACCGCAUCCUCCUGAUGGAUCAGGAUCAGGGCCGUCUGUACCUGGGUAGCCGGGAGUACCUGGUGGCUCUGGACAUGCACAAUGUCAACAAGGAGCCACUCAUAAUUCACUGGCCAGCAUCUGCUAAGAGAAAGGGAGAAUGUCAGAUGACAGGAAAGGGAAGACAGGGUGAAUGUGCCAACUUUGUGCGGUUGAUAGAGCCGUGGAACCGCACCCACCUCUACACCUGUGGAACGGGGGCGUACCAGCCUAUCUGCACAUUCAUCAACAGAGGCUGGAGGGCAGAGGACUACCUGUUUAGGCUGGUCCCUGGGUAUGCGGAUUCAGGGAAGGGAAAGUGUUCCUAUGAUCCCAAACAGGAGAGCAUUGCAGUUCUGAUCAAUGGUAACCUAUAUGCAGGGGUCCAUAUUGACUUCAUGAGUACAGAUGCUACUCUGUUCAGGACCAUGGGAGGGAGAACAGCAAUCAGGACGGAGCAGUAUGACUCCAGAUGGCUCAACGAGCCAGUGUUUGUUCAGAUCCAGCAGAUCCCUGACAGUGCAGAAAGGAACGACGACAAGCUGUACUUCUUUUUUCGUGAGAAGAGUCUAGACUCGAGCGGCGGGGCGAGCCCCAGCGUUUUAGCCAGGGUUGGAAGAGUGUGUCUGAAUGAUGAAGGAGGCCAGAAGUCCCUGGUGAACCGCUGGACGACAUUCCUGAAGGCCCGCCUUAUCUGUUCAGUGAUAGGAGAAGAUGGAGUGGAGACACGUUUCGAUGAACUACGGGAUGUGUUCAUUCAGCCCACACAGGAUGAACGAAACCCCAUGGUGUACGCUCUCUUCACUACAGCGGGCUCUGUGUUCAAGGGCUCAGCCGUCUGCGUGUACUCAAUGGCUGAUAUCCGCAAUGUCUUCAAUGGACCGUUUGCCCACAAACAUGGCCAUAACUACCAAUGGACAGAGUACACUGGCAAGAUUCCCUACCCACGGCCUGGAACAUGUCCAGGAGGAACCUUCACUCCUGGUAUCCGUUCCUCCAAGAACUUUUCAGAUGAGGCUGUGAAUUUCAUCCGAGCUCAUCCCCUCAUGAUCCAUCCAGUUUACCCAAUCCACCGCCGCCCCCUGGUGGUGAGAACCGGCGUGGACUACCGAUUCACUGCCAUGGUGGUGGAUCAGGUGGAUGCUGUGGAUGGACGCUACGAGGUGCUCUUCCUGGGGACAGAUCGAGGAACUGUCCAAAAGGUCAUCGUUUUGCCGAAGGACCCGACCAGCAUGGAGGAACUGACACUAGAGGAAGUGGAGGUUUUCCGGUCCAGAGCUCCAGUCAAAACAAUGAAGAUAUCCUCUAAAAGACAACAGCUGUACGUGUCAUCAGACGCAGGGCUGACCCAGGUGUCUCUGCACCGCUGUGGCGUGUACGGCAGGGCCUGCUCAGACUGCUGUCUGGCUCGAGACCCCUACUGUGCCUGGGAUGGAGAGAGCUGCUCUGCCUUCACCCCGUCCACCAAGAGGAGGAGCAGAAGACAGGAUGUUAAACAUGGUGACCCACUGAGGCAGUGCAGGGGCUUCAAUGCCAAAGUGGAGAAACGUCUGAGAGAAACCGUGCAGUUCGGGGUGGAGGGCAGCAGUACCUUCUUGGAGUGUCAGCCUCGCUCUCCUCAGGCCACCGUCAAGUGGCUUUUCCAGCGGGAAGGAAGGAGGAAAGUGACUCCUGCUGUUUCAUUCCCUUUUCUGCAGCUCAACCGUGUGGGAGGGAUUCUGAAGACCAAUCAUGGUAUCCUCCUGAAGUCUCUCAACCAAUCAGACGCGGGGCUCUACCACUGCCUCGCCACCGAGAACAACUUUAAGCACACAGUGGCCCGCGUGGCGCUGCGCAUCCUGGAUCGAGACAUCGUUUUAGCGCUCACAGCUCAAGAUGAGGAUGAAGAGCCCAAAACCCGCCAAGCUGGACCUUACACGCAGUCAUCUCUCGUCUCCACACCCUUCCCACCUGAGAUUAGACUGAUUAACCAGUACUGCCAGUCCUACUGGGAACAACUCAGUCCCAAACAGCAACAGCAGCAGCAGCAGCAGCAGCGCAAGCGCACCAGCCGCAGGCACACAGAGGGCCAGGACCAAGGCCUCGGCUAGAGGACAGGACAGACACUGUCCAACACUGGCCUGUGUGGACUUUUAGGGUGGACUUUUAUGUUUUGACAUGCAUCUUUGUGUGUCGCCUCCAUUCAUUAGGCAGGUGAUGCUGUCAUGCUGUUGUUAAAGUACUAUAUUUGUGGUUUUGCAAGUGUCAGUCUCGAGAAUACAAAUUGUGUGUAUUUCACAUUAUCUGUCACCACUUCCCAAAGAAUACCGUACAGUUUAAAUCAACUUGUUCAAGACUGAUCACCUAUCGUAGGGGUUCGUUGGUAUGUUCAGGUGCUUGUGGGAAACCCCAGCAUCGGUGACUUGAGAAUCACUCUGGAAGGUCAACAUUUUUAGUGCAAGAAACAAAAAAACAAAAAAAAAGAUGUAAUUUUUCACAACAUCCAUGUUUGCUUAUUAUGUGUCUUUUAGAUUUCAUUUUCCAACAACACAACUAGUGAGAGCACAGAUUUUCGGCUGCAGAUUUAUUUAUCAUCAUACUGUAUAUUUAACACAAGUUUGUUGUUGUUUAGGAAACUGGUAAACUGAUGUAUAUGCAGCGUGUAGUUAACAGGCUUCAACAUGCAGAACCACAGGUAUGUUACCGUCAAGUAUCUUGAAACAGAAAUGUAAUAUAUUGAUUGUGAAUAUAAUAUAUAUGGUCAUUGGAUUACUCUUGUAUGAAAAUAAUAUGAUGAUAUAAAUGCAUAUGUUGCAUGCAUCAUAUGUUGUUUGUUGCAAGUUGUACAUUUUACUCAGUGUGUAAUGAUGUUUGUACGGUGUAAUGUUUUCUGUUAAGCUAAUUCCAUUGGAUGUUGUCAUAUAAUGACUCCCUUACUGUCCUGUGCUCUAGUGACCUACAGUAUGUGAGUGUUGAAGAUAUGCAUAGCAUACAGUGUUCUUCCAGUUAUGCACUUUGUCGGUGGUGGUAUUCGAGGGAAUUUGGGAUCUUUGCACAGAUGUAUGAGAAAAUAUAACAGGAACAUAAUCUUUUUUUUAAUGUACAGUAUGUUAUUAUAAAAAUGGGAAUGGAACUGGCCCAGAUUUAGUAUUGAUAGUUGGCGUUUUGUCGUAUGCUGUAUUCACAGAUUUUUAAAAAGGCUCUUUAUAGUGGAAGUGUAAGGAACCCGAUUUGUUUUCCAGUCAGAGCCACCAUUCACCAUCAUUGUGAGUGACACAGUGCCAUGUGCUGCCAUGCUGAUGAAUCCUACACUGGAAAUGUUCAAUCAUAUAAUAUAUAAACAUUUCAGAAUUCUCUUAAACUUUUUUUUUGA
Perca flavescens (yellow perch) is the source of this 4073-nucleotide messenger RNA. RefSeq names its product semaphorin-3F. Lineage: Eukaryota; Metazoa; Chordata; Actinopteri; Perciformes; Percidae. Bases 535 to 2811 code for a protein of 758 amino acids. The record is from RefSeq and is a predicted model, not a curated record. Gene Ontology annotation, cellular component: plasma membrane. Gene Ontology annotation, biological process: negative chemotaxis; positive regulation of cell migration; axon guidance. Gene Ontology annotation, molecular function: semaphorin receptor binding; chemorepellent activity. The transcript is spliced from 18 exons.